UCGGAAAGACUUACUAUCAGCGUGAAUCGGCAGAAUGUAAUGAAGAGGAACAAUGCCCUACUUCAGCUAAUCCUAAUCAUCUCCACCUCGUACUGCAACCUCAAGAUAGGAGCAUUCAACGUACAAACAUUUGGUAAAGCUAAGUACUCCAACUUAACUCUGAGGAAUCACCUUGUAACCGUCGUUUUAAAGUAUGACCUCAUCCUCAUCCAAGAGAUCAAAGACGUUUCCGAGACGAUGAUUUUUAACUUUAUCCAAGAUUGCCAAGCUGAGAGCUCCACACUGGAUCUCAUUGUUAGUCCCCGACUGGGCAGCUCCUCGUACAAAGAACAGUACGCUGUAAUAUUUGAUACCUUGAAACUAAGUGUCAAGAAGCAGACAGUAUUUGACAACCCCAGAAAUCUGUUCAGUAGACCCCCCCCUAAUCGCUCACUUCACCUCACCAGAUCACCAGUUCGCGACUUCACUGUCUUUGGAGUCCACGUGGAUCCUGACGAUGUGGUCCAAGAACUGAACGAGUUUCCUGCUGCGUACGAGUACGCUGUGUCCCAGGGCUACCCUCCUCAGGGGAUAUUCAUGGGUGACAUGAACGCUGACUGUAGCUACCUCUCCAGUAGAAAGUACCAUGACCUGCUCAUGACAUCUGAUGACAGGUUCAAAUGGCUGGGAGUCAAUGAUUUGGACACGACAGUCUCUAAAACGACAACCUGUUACUACGACAGGAUAGUGCUGUGUGGUGACCUGGACCCCCGUCAUUUCACCCACCCGGCUAUAGACCUGUUUGAUGGAGAAAUAACGAAUGAUAUGGCGAAGAAGAUCAGCGAUCAUUACCCUAUCUAUGUAACAUGGAAGAUGGGGGACUAUGAUGGUGGAAAUACUGCUGAUACCAGUCAGGCCAUAUCGAAUUUCAGAAACAUCUUGAAAGAAUUCCUGUGUCGCUGUUUUCCGGUUUUGAACGAAUGUAAAGACGCGGAAUGGUUGGAAUCCGCUGUAUUGUUUUUAUCUAUUGUUUCAAUUUUGAUCUGUAGGCGUAUCGUAGGUUAUUUUAAUUUGGUUAUAACAUGACAUUUUUUAUAUAACGCUAUUGUAAAAUUUUCUGCGCAGAUGCCAUUAUUGUGUAAAUAUUUUUAAGUGUGAUAUAGUCUUGCAGUCAGAUAUUCAAUAUUAUGAUUCAAUUUGGGUAAUUUUGAACAGUUUAUGUAUCUUAAAAUCAUAAUGAUUGCGUUUGUAUUAUUUUUAUUUGCGAUAUUCGAUGAUAG
Molecule: messenger RNA, 1259 nt
Organism: Bolinopsis microptera
Lineage: Eukaryota; Metazoa; Ctenophora; Tentaculata; Lobata; Bolinopsidae
Product: deoxyribonuclease-1-like
Biological process (GO): DNA catabolic process
Cellular component (GO): nucleus
Molecular function (GO): DNA binding; deoxyribonuclease I activity
Source: RefSeq, a predicted model, not a curated record